Coregonus sp. 'balchen' is the source of this 6813-nucleotide messenger RNA. The record is from the annotation of a GenBank genome assembly. Lineage: Eukaryota; Metazoa; Chordata; Actinopteri; Salmoniformes; Salmonidae.
AUGGCGGGUUCCGCUUUGCCUCCUAUUAUGGGGAUCACAUGGUUCUGCAGAAGGCCCCAGAGAGGGCUGUGUUGUGGGGCUAUGGACCCGAUGAUGCUGAGGUCACGGUCUUUCUAUCAGGAGGACCAGUCACUAACAAAACACCUGCUGUCAGUGUGGCUGCCGGUGAGCUAUCUGAUCCCAACAAUGCCCUUAGUUUAGCAUGCGUAUACUGUCAUGUCAUGAAGUUGAGGAUGAAGUUAGCAGAAUUUCAAAGAGGAGAGUUGAUAAAACCCUAAGCUCUUGUCAAGUUACUUUUCUAACAAAUGUUAACGUCGUACUGUAAAGGUGACAGUGACACGUUUGUUAGAAUUAGGAAAAAGCUAUGAGGAAGUGUGAGGAACAGAAAAAGCACCAAUUGUUUGAAGUUAAUUGUGCUCAGUGUCCCACUUUUUCUGCCUUGUACAUGAAGACAUUCAGUGGGGAAAAAAAGUAUUUAGUCAGCCACCAAUUGUGCAAGUUCUCCCACUUAAAAAGAUGAGAGAGGCCUGUAAUUUUCAUCAUAGGUACACGUCAACUAUGACAGACAAAAUGAGAAAAAAAAUCCAGAAAAUCACAUUGUAGGAUUUUUUGUGAAUUUAUUUGCAAAUUAUGGUGGAAAAUAAGUAUUUGGUCACCUACAAACAAGCAAGAUUUCUGGCUCUCACAGACCUGUAACUUCUUCUUUAAGAGGCUCCUCUGUCCUCCACUCCUUACCUGUAUUAAUGGCACCUGUUUGAACUUGUUAUCAGUAUAAAAGACACCUGUCCACAACCUCAAACAGUCACACUCCAAACUCCACUAUGGCCAAGACCAAAGAGCUGUCAAAGGACACCAGAAACAAAAUUGUAGACCUGCACCAGGCUGGGAAGACUGAAUCUGCAAUAGGUAAGCAGCUUGGUUUGAAGAAAUCAACUGUGGGAGCAAUUAUUAGGAAAUGGAAGACAUACAAGACCACUGAUAAUCUCCCUCGAUCUGGGGCUCCACGCAAGAUCUCACCCCGUGGGGUCAAAAUGAUCACAAGAACGGUGAGCAAAAAUCCCAGAACCACACGGGGGGACCUAGUGAAUGACCUGCAGAAAGCUGGGACCAAAGUAACAAAGCCUACCAUCAGUAACACACUACGCCGCCAGGGACUCAAAUCCUGCAGUGCCAGACGUGUCCCCCUGCUUAAGCCAGUACAUGUCCAGGCCCGUCUGAAGUUUGCUAGAGUGCAUUUGGAUGAUCCAGAAGAGGAUUGGGAGAAUGUGAGAUGAAACCAAAAUAUAACUUUUUGGUUAAAACUCAACUCGUCGUGUUUGGAGGACAAAGAAUGCUGAGUUGCAUCCAAAGAACACCAUACCUACUGUGAAGCAUGGGGGUGGAAACAUCAUGCUUUGGGGCUGUUUUUCUGCAAAGGGACCAGGAUGACUGAUCCGUGUAAAGGAAAGAAUGAAUGGGGCCAUGUAUCGUGAGAUUUUGAGUGAAAACCUCCUUCCAUCAGCAAGGGCAUUGAAGAUGAAACGUGGCUGGGUCUUUCAGCAUGACAAUGAUCCCAAACACACCGCCCGGGCAACGAAGGAGUGGCUUCGUAAGAAGCAUUUCAAGGUCCUGGAGUGGCCUAGCCAGUCUCCAGAUCUCAACCCCAUAGAAAAUCUUUGGAGUGAGUUGAAAGUCCGUGUUGCCCAGCGACAGCCCCAAAACAUCACUGCUCUAGAGGAGAUCUGCAUGGAGGAAUGGGCCAAAAUACCAGCAACAGUGUGUAAAAACCUUGUGAAGACUUACAGAAAACGUUUGGCCUGUGUCAUUGCCAACAAAGGGUAUAUAACAAAGUAUUGAGAAACUUUUGUUAUUGACCAAAUACUUAUUCUCCACCAUAAUUUGCAAAUAAAUUCAUUAAAAAUCCUACAAUGUGAUUUUCUGGAUUUUUUUUCCUCAUUUUGUCUGUCAUAGUUGACGUGUAGCUAUGAUGAAAAUUACAGGCCUCUCUCAUCUUUUUAAGUGGGAGAACUUGCACAAUUGGUGGCUGACUAAAUACUUUUUUUCCCCACUGUAAGCGUAAGCUUCACUGAUGCAUGGUUUUGGAUGUCUUCCCAGGGAUAUGGAGGGUGACCCUUGUCUCAACGGAAGCUGGCGGUCCCUACAAUGUGACUGCAGUCCUCCAGAACAACCACAGUAUCACUCUCACAGAUGUGCUGUUUGGGGAUGUCUGGCUGUGUGGGGGACAGAGCAACAUGGCUUUCACAACUUCUCAGGUGAGUACUUCAUGAUUCCAAAGAUUACCUCUGCGACUACUCUGCAAUGUUAAAAUAGGUCAGUCUGCAUAGUUUUAAUACCUUUACAUUUAAGUCAUUUAGCAGACGCUCUUAUCCAGACCGACUUAGAAUAUUGAGUGCAUACAUUUUCAUACUGGUCCCCCUUGGGAAUCAAACCCACAACCCUGGUGUUGCAAUCACCACGCUCUACCAACUAAGCUAUACCAUUAUUGUGUCUUGUUCUCAAGGUGUUCAAUGCAUCAGAAGAGUUAGGUCUGGCCUCCAAGUUCCCUCAGGUGCGUAUCUUUAUGGCUGCCUUGGAGCAGAGUUACACUGAGCUGACUGACUUGGCUGGAGUGGAGGUGCCCUGGUCCGUCCCCACAGCAGGUAUGGACAGGCUCCACACAGUCUCUAAUAUUGGCUAAAUUACAUGUGAAAUUUCAUGUAAAUGGUAGCUGUCAGCCAAUUGACUGUGAAAUAGUAUCAAUACAUUUUGAUGAUGGGUAUUCAUCUUAACCCUCCUGAACCCUGAACAGAGUUGCUGGGUGGUGGGGAUUUCAAGCACUACUCUGCAGUGUGCUGGAUGUUUGGGCGCCACUUGUACAAGACGCUGAAGUACCCCAUCGGCCUAGUGACGUCCUGCUGGGGAGGCACACCUGUAGAGGCAUGGUCCUCCCCACGAGCACUCCAACACUGUGACCUGGACAGGAUUAAGGGGUAAGUGUACAGGGACCCUAGAGCUUUACUCUUGCAAUAGAGAUGUUUGUUAUGAAUGCUACUUUACAUCUGCAAAUAUUGAACUUUUCUUAUGGAUUGUAGAUAGACUAGUGAAUAUUUAUGUCUUGUGGCUUUAAAACUAAGUUAACAUGUGAGCAUUGUUACAGAAAUAUACAGGUAGCAUGCACCUUAAAAUAUCCUCUCAGCUAUGGUACUUGAUAUCAGUUGGCCUAUGUCCUGUUCUUUUCACCCAGGUUCCCCAUGCCACAUACACCUCCAAUGUAUUUGUCUAAGAGGACUAACUCUGUGUUGUGGAAUGCCAUGAUCCAUCCACUUCUCAACAUGACCAUCAAAGGAGCUAUCUGGUACCAAGGUAAAACAGCUUGGAGUCACAUUUGUUUUCUCCCAUCUUUGAGCAUACAGUAACAGCAUAGAAACUGAAGACAGUAUUAACAACAUGUCUGACCUCUGACCUGGCCCCUGUGAUAGGCGAGGCAAAUGCAGAGUACAAUCAGAAGAAAUACUCCUGUUCCUUUCCCUCCAUGAUUGAUGACUGGAGGAUGGCUUUCCACCAGAGUUCAGCGGGGCAGACGGCACCAGAUUUCCCCUUUGGAUUUGUACAGGUACUGACUAAAUGUUAUGGUUAAAGUUUGACACCAGACUGAGCCGAGGGCACACUGUUAACAUAUCUGUGAUUCUGUAUCAGCUGAUGUUGUGACGUCCUACAAGCCUCUAGGCUGGUGUUUACAGAACAUUCAGUGCUGUGUGAUAAGGUCCUUCUUGCAGAAGGCCCGUUAGACAUUUUCUUUGCUUCUGCUCUGGAGGUGUUCUCCCUGAAUUCUUGAAAUAAACCAGAUUGAUUUUGUUCACCAAAUGAAAUCGUGACAACACCUAAUCCCCUGUGAAUGUAUCUCGCAUAUUAGCAAUCACUACAUUGCUUUGACAAUGUAUCACACCAGGAUGUGUUACCAACUGCUGCUAACGCUGUUACAUUGACCCUGUCUAUAUAUUUGUCCUCAGCUCUCUACGUAUAGAAAGGCCUCCUUAAGUGAGGGAUUUCCAAACAUACGCUGGCACCAGACUGGAGACUAUGGCUUUGCUCCCAACCUGCGUAUGAGGAACACAUUCAUGGCCGUUGCUAUGGACUUAGGAGAUACAAUGUCUCCUUAUGGCAGGUAAGUAACAGUCAUAGAAUGGAUACCACAGUAUUCGAUAGGCAUGUACUCUUCUAAAGUGUUACGUAGUUCACAUAUGAAUACUGUGAGAACACAAGGCUACUUUCCAAUAUUGAUACAAGCAUACCACUUAGUAUGCUUCCUUCUAAGUAGUAUGCUAAUUAGGACAGGGGCGAUACCAGUAUUGCAAUAUAUUUUUCCAUGACCAAAAUGAAAACACGAAGCAGACAACUCUUUGUUCCUUUAAUAACCUGCUGUAUGUAAAAUAUUGUGUGCUAUAGCUUGGAAAAUAAAUGAUGACAACAUAAUGUUUUCCGAAAGAAGCUCAACCUGUUUUGUGUUUUGUUUCCCUGCCACGAUACUAACGAGUAUUGCGAUCCUGGUAUCGUUCCGGCCCUAAGCUAGUGUUGUAUUAGAAUGUGGAACAAGAGGUUUACCAGUGACUUUAUGUUCCAGUAUCCAUCCCCGGGACAAGCAGGACGUGGCCUACAGACUGUCUCUAGGGGCGAGAGCUGUGGCUUAUGGGGAGGAGGGCGUCUCAUUCCAGGGGCCUUUCCCUAACCGGAUCCUGGUCUCAGACCAGUAUCUCAACAUUAUUUAUGCUCAGAGAAUCUCAGUCACUCAAUCCAAAGAUAUCUUUCAGGUAAGUCUGAUUGCUGUACUUGUAAUGUGUACUAAGGUAUGGUGUAGUGUUUCUACUGACCAUAAACAGUAUUACAUUUUAGUAAUUUAGCAGACGCUCUUAUCCAGAGCGACUUACUGUUAGUGAGCGCAUACAUUUUCAUACUGGCCCCCCGUGGGAAUCAAACCCACAACCCUGGCGUUGCAAACGCCAUGCUCUACCAACUGAGCUACAUGGGGCUUGAUCCAGUAUGGGCUGGAUCUGAAUUAUUUAUUUGUUAUUGUCAGCAGCUCUGCAUGUUGUCAUGCAGGCUUUUCCACAUUGCUAAAAGAAAAGUGUCAGGGGAAACCAUUUCUUAAACAGACUUUUUCUUCCUCAGAUUUGCUGCUCAGGGGUGAGGGCACCCUGUAACGCUCUGUCACUGUGGAUCCCAGCUCCCAUACUGCAGUGGAGUGUUAGCGCCGUCCAAGUGUCCACCGCUAACUGUUUCAUGAACGAUGUAGCCGGAUUGCGCUACGCAUGGAGGGACUGGCCUUGUGACUUUAAGGCAUGUCCUAUUAACAGUGCUGAUGGGGUUCUACCUGCACCUCCCUUCACUCUCAAUCGCUGGCUGGCAAGGAGUGAAACUAGCACGCCCCUCCCCUCUCCUAGGCAGGAGGGGGUGUGGAAUAUGGCCAAUAUACCACACCUGUUCUAAAGCGAGACGUAACACUUAGUGCCUGGACAGCCCUUAGCUGUGGUAUAUUGGCCAUAUACCACAAACCCCCAAGGUGCCUUAUUGCUAUUAAACUGGUUAUCAACGUAAUUAGAACAGUAACAAGUAAUGUUUUGUCAUACUCGAACCACCCAGUUUAUAGUACUAACUACACAGUGGUACGUACAGGAACAGGAAAGGAGAACCUUGUAAGAUAAUUUGGACAGUGUUUAUACAGAGCAAAUGUGAGGCAUAAGUAUGAGUUGAGACACAGACCUCCCCUAGACUGUACACAGUUAGACCUCCAAGUACUAUGGGGAAGACAGGACGUCCUGAGGAGUCCAGAGUGAUGGGCUGAACCAGCUUACGAGACCCCCCUUCAGCAAGCUUCCGCUUUUUCGACAUUCAUUUUUGACCUGAGGAAAAUUUAUUUUAUGGAGUCAUAAAGAAAAUACUGGAAGACCAAAAACAUUGUGCUACCCGUCAUCACAAGACAUAAGAAUCUGUCUAAUCUACAGGUAGGCUGGUAUAAACAUGGCUCUACCCACCGUCCUCUUUUCCAUUCUCCCUGCCUCGUUCCUUUCGUUCCUUCUUGGGCUUCUUAGGAAGGCCCUCCUCUGCCCCAGAGGUCCCAGGGGCCAGGAUAUGACCCCCAGGCAGGACUGGCGCCCCCAUUGGGCCGGAGCUGAAUGUCACAGGGGUGUGAGAGCUGGUACUAGCAGUGGUGAGCAGCUCCCCCUCUGACACAGACUGGUACUGUAACAGUGAUUUCAGUAAGAACCUGGAAAACAAAGCACAAGAGAUUAGACAACAAACAGUUUUCAAAGUACCUGUCAAUCAGUGUCCGAAGGUUUUUUUUUUAUUGCAUAAAUCUAACACAGUUAAAGGGAAGGUAUUGGGUCGCACACAUAGCCAUACGUGUACUCACCUGCGCUCCUCUUUUGCUCGCACAAACUUCUCCUCUAAGUGGGCAACUUCAUCACAGAGAGCCGCAUUCUCCUGUGGGUUAUAUACCAUGUGACUUCAGCCCUCAGCUUAUAAUACCCUAGUCUACUACACAUCUCCAACAUUUCUCUUCCAUACAUCUAAGUGUAAUGGGAGAAGCAUGUUGCAUCUGAAAACAUUGUGUUAAAGAAAUAACUUGAAUAAUACUGAUUCAAGUGAUUGUCUUUAGUAUGUAGACUACUCACAGAUAUCAAGGCCCAUGCUGCUUUGCGUAGUCUGAGGUACUUUAGUCUGUACUUUUCGUUCUGGUUCUUGCGUGGGCCUUUCUUGGUCUUGGGCCUGGUCUCAGAGAGACCCGAGGGGAAGGGAGGCAGAGAGGCUGCAGAGUCCGAGCUGGAGAAGAUUGAC